AUGUCUCCCAUCCUCUCGACCCUCUUGUUCGCGGCUGCCGCGACCGCGCAAGUGACAACCUCCAUCUGGAUGCCGUCGCCUUACCAGGAGGACACACAUAUCGGCUUCUACGCUUCUGUAGUCGGCGUCAGCGAGGGAAAGACUACACUGGCUCUCUCAUUUGAUAACAAAACCGACCUGGCAACCGCGGGGUAUAUCGUAGAGGACGAGCCCAACACGAUGACCUUCUACGGGAGCAGCCGCUUCGAAAGUGUCACCACGACCACAGAUGUGUCCGACGGGCUGGCGCUCACAAUGGGAUACGGAUGUCAAGAGACGAGUGCGCGGGGAGGCGUCAGUGUCGGCGCAAUGUGCCGCUUCGCGUCUGAAGGCCCAGCAGUAUAUUCGAGCGUCUGCGAGAAGUACUCAGACUACACGGAUGUCUACACCACGACCAAAGAGUUUGCCUACGGCGAUGACUAUACCGUCACUGAGACGACCACCAUUGAUUACCGCACAAGGGUGCCUUCAUACUGCAAGUCUGGCUCCACACUACCCGAGAGCAUCAUCGCGAACACGUACAUGAUCGAGCAGGAGGAGAUUGCUACCUACCAAGUCGUCAUCACCGCCGGCGCAGACAAACUGAGCGCUACGGCCGGCGCAACGCCAUCGAGCAGCGGCCCCGCACCCACCGGCACAGGCGCCUUUACGCUGCAUAAGGGGCAGAACGUUGUCCCUACGGAGACCGGCAGUGCGCUGCCAGUGCAGGAGACGGGUGCCGCUGGCGCUCUGCUGGCCCUGCAUCCCGCUCUUGCGGGUCUGGGCGCUGCUGCGAUGGCUUUCUUGCUUUAA
Molecule: messenger RNA, 831 nt
Organism: Paraphaeosphaeria sporulosa
Lineage: Eukaryota; Fungi; Ascomycota; Dothideomycetes; Pleosporales; Didymosphaeriaceae
Exons: 1
Coding region: 1-831 (276 amino acids)
Source: RefSeq, a predicted model, not a curated record